UCUUCUUGCCAUUUACCGUCCGCGUCCCGGCGGGGCGUCUUCAGACGACUGACAGCUAGGACAAGAAAUACUUGAGCUAACCAACCGUGUCGAUACUCGAAAACUCAAGUCCCGACUCUUCCUCAACCUUCGCGGAAAUGUUUCACCUGAAGUUCGCCUGCUCGGGUCGCUGAAAAGUUUUGGAGUCGCUGUGCAAAUGGAGAGGGGCUGAAGGGAACCCAAGCGAUCCGGAUCACUGAAGUUUAGUAAGGGCUUAAAUCCAACAAGUGGUGGGAUGUCCAACCGUGACUCGCUGGGCUUUGGGGAUCUGAUUCCCCACGAUGUGGUUGAGAUCUUUGCCCAAGAGAAGCAUCAUAAAAAAGGGAGGAAAAAACGCAGUCACUCCCUGGGCCGGGCCUUGGGCUGGCUAAAGGGCAAGAAGAGGAAGGAUCUCGGCGCUAAUGGGCAGAACCCAGGUCUCGGUCCCGCACUGGACUUGGCUUUGGACGGACACGUGGCUGCGCAUCUUGGCGGCAACAAGGGAGGACACAAGUCAGGAAAACAGACCCAGACACAAGGAAACAGUCAUGCUGCGCUAAAUCUGCAUGAUGAUAAGACCCCGACUCCGCCGCUGCUCCAGGAGAACGUGUUCAUUGAGGCCAGCAGGCCCAAGUACCUUGAGGACCUUCACAUUGAGGCCUUGGAAGGCUUGAAAAUGAUGCAACAGGAAGAUAACAAUGCUGGAUUGGAAUUCCAAGAUAAUGAAAGCACGACUUCAACAAUGACAGCCCAGACAGAUGGGGAGGGUGGAGGGUUCACAACUGACAGCACCAUUCCCGACGCAUCCUCCGUUGCCUCCAUGCAAUCAUCUGUGUCGAGGAGAUCCUCCCGCUCUGGUCUCACUAGGCAAGGGUCAACAUUCAGGCCCUUAAACUUCGGGAAGCAGUCAGAAAAAGGCAGGACGCGAAGACGACACAGGAAGACCGUGGGAGGCAUUCCUCCAUAUGUUCAGCGAGAGCUUGGCUUGGACAGAGUUGGCCGGACAAGGUCUUCAAAGUUGGAGGAGGAAGAACAUUUAAAUGGCAAGAGUGACGGUGUGCAACAAGGAGAAUCACAGUCUGGUGAAAAUGUCGUUGAGCCCAUCAGCGAUGCCCAGAUUUGUCCUGGUCAUGUGGAUGACCUGGCCUUGCUGCACCGACUGGGCCCAGACUUGAUAGCUGGGCAAAGGCCUCAAUCCUUUGCUGUUCCCUCAAUGACCACUGCCAACAGCCUCCAGCAGGAGAUGCCCUCCCCGGUCAUGUCAAUGUCCCCCCAGGCUGCUUACAUGUCCAAAAUCAUUCCUAAUGCCGUGUUGCCACCAUCUAUUGAAGUGGUGGAGAUCAGCCGCGGCCAUAGUCGCAACAGUGUCCGGACUGUCAGCAAGAGCAGCCUGCUUCUGUCCAGCCCUUCCCCAUCCCGCACCUCCUGUAGAACCACUUCCUCGAGAGCCUCCAAGCUCAGCUCGGCCUGCAAUCACAACCCCUACAACCUGUCUGACACUUCUGCUUGGAGUCACUCUGAGUCCUCUGAGACUUUGGUGUCUGACUCUUCAACCAUCUCAAGCGGCAACAUCUCUAGAAAAGAGGCCUCACAAGACUCCAGCAAAAUCAGAGUCAAUGGCAAGGUCAUUAUUAAGGAACGUGGGCCUAUGCAGGAGGGGCCGUUUGUGCGCAGCCUCUCUGUUAUGAAGCCCAAAAGAGCACCGCCUCCCCCUAACCGCUCCCAUUCUCUGCACAAGAUGAAGCGCCGGUCACGAGAUUUAGCAGAGGUGGCGGUCAUUCCAAAGGAGUCACCUCCUCAAAGUAGCUCAGCUUUAGGUGGGGGAAAUGAUGAACCUGAAGGUUCUCCGGUAAGGACCAUAGAUAGCCCUGGAUACAACGGGGACAUGAGCUCUCUGGAUGACUCGACGGGCUCUGUCUUAUUUCGUAUGGCAAAAUCACCACAGGCCAAUGACUCAGCCAAGGCGGGAAAGGUCUUUUCUUCUUCACAAGAAACGUGGAAACCACCGCUGGAGAAUAAAGUAAACAAAGUAACCUCCCCAUCCAGCGGCUACUCUAGUCAAGAAUGCACGUCUCCUCCGCUUGAAAUUUGCAUCUCUUCACCAAAACGCAAAAAAGGAAUUCUCGCAAAGCUUCAGAGGCUAUUUCCUGGUACUUCAUCCCCAUCCUCUCUCACCCAGUUGGAAACAAAUGAAAACAAAAUGUCUGUCAAGUCUCCACCAGAAAGAGGGGAUUGUGAAACUGCCAGCCCCUCUGUAAGUACCUUGAGAGAGCUCUUUGACAUCCCUCCACACCCUAAAGUCCAUGCACCUCCAGCCCCUCCUCCAGAGGUUUGGGCUCACAACAAACGGACCUUUGAGCUGCUUCUGGGACCACCAGCCCCGGACAAUGUCUAUGCCAUCAUAAAAAAGAAUCCAAAAGACAGGAGACAACAGAGGUCCUCUCAAUCUGUGUCGACAGAGGGCUCCGUGAAAAGUUUGGCUGGAGAAAGAAAACAGAAAAAUCUGAUUGCAAAAGUGGAAUCUACAAAUGGAAUUGCGCUAGGGACGCAGAAGGUUCACGAAAGUGCACUUUUAAACGUGAACGAGGUUCACAAAAUCGGUAACGAAAGACUCGCUCAGAAUGUAAAUUCAGAAGGAAAUGGCAAAGUGAAAGUGAAUGAUGAGAAGGUAAGAGUAAGUGACAUAUUGAACGGAAUGUUGGUGAAGGCUGUGGAGAAAAGGGAAGAAAGACUGGCAGGGAUGAAGGACAGCAUGGGCAAAAGUACACCCGCACAAGCUUCAGCAGUAACGGCCAAAAUGGAUAUCAUACAUACACUUUCAUUAAUGCGCACAUCCCCGUCCCCUUCCCCUCCUCCUGCACACUUCCCCCCGGAGCCCCCCGGCAAACAGACCACGCAGGCAAACAAUUUACCAUCCCCCGAGUCAUCCUGGCCUCCACCACCUCCACCCAUAAUACAGAUGGUCAGCGUGCCCGAUGAGUUAGAUUUCCCCCUGCCACCUCCACCCUUAAUUGCUGAAGGGGGAGUCGCAGGCCUUCCAACGUCACCACCAAAUUCUCGACAUGCUGCAGUAAAUAUCACAGAACGUCACUCCUCUCGCACAACUCCAACAAUUAUCGUGACAACGGAACCUGAACCACCGAAGUCUGUAACAUCACAUGAGAUUGGACCUCCGCCUCCCUUGAGUAUACCCCCUCCACCAGCCUAUGCAGCCCCACCCCCACCCAUUACAGCCAACAUUUCGAUGAGAAUGAAAGAAGUGAUUGCUUCUCCACCUAAAGAGGUCCCUCCUCCAACAACUCAAACGGUUUCUCCAUCGCCCCCAGAUGUGGUUCCAGCUGUGCUAGCUAAAGAGUCUGCCCCUGCAGUGGUUCAAGUGCUCCCAUCUCUGAUUCCAAAAGACAUCCCUCGACCUCUGGUCAAUUUGAAAGAAGAUGCGCCUCCUCAGGUUAGCCAGCCCACCCUUGUGCCUCCAGAAACGGUCUCGGCUCUGUGUACUGAAGAGGUUGUUCCUCCAUCUUCUCAAGAGAGUAAUUCUCAGACGCGGGAAGACCAUACCGUGGCUUCCAAACUUUAUCCACCUGAAAGUAUUCCACCACCACCACCAAGUGAAUCCCCAAACUUAAACUCAGAUGUCACCCUUCAAGAAGAGAGCAUCUCAUCUGAAUCGCGACGUAAGCAGAUUUCAUGUAACAGUAUUCUCACUCCCCCUCCAAAUAUCCCACCUCCGCUUCCGUUAGAACUUCUCCCUUCAACUGAGAUUGCACUCCCAAACACUGAUGGGUUGCACAUGAAGAAGGCCCCCGUUUCACUGUUGAGUAGCGUUUCCAUCCAAUCAAAUGUUGACAUCCCUCCAUCAUCACAUUCUACUCCACCUUUAAGCAUUCCUGUGCCACCACCUCUUCCUGCCGGGGGUCUUGGCAGUGUUUUGCACCAGACAAGUACUGCAAGCCCAGAGAAGGAAAGCCCCGAGCCCUCCUCUGUUAAUGUUCAAGAGGAACACGUCCCAGUGGUCACACCUUCUCUUCUGCAGAUGGUCAAGCUGAGGCCUCUAAAUAGCAGCCCCGAACCAUCUACUGCUCAUGACCAAGCUCAAGAUGAGGCCGUUUUGAGAAUCAAGCAACCCAGCAACCUGGUCCAAUCCCCCCAACACAAUAACGAGGCUCCACAAAAGCCCAUUAGAAGAUCUCUGAUCGUAUCCUCACCAACGUCAACGUCUCCACCCGCCAUUGUCACCUCCCAACCAGGCCUACCCCAGCCCCAGACUGUUGUUGUUGUUCCACCUGCACCUUCACCCACAGCCCUCAGGUCUCCAGCAUUGAGCACCUCCCCCGCACCCUCCAUGAACCUACAGGAGGCUAUUCGCCUGAGGACAGCUGCCAGAUCAAAAGACAGCUCUGCGCUUCGCCUCAGCUUGCAUUCGCCUACAUCACCAAAAGACCACCGUCAGUCUCCAACCAGUACAGCAAGCUUUAUCUUCUCAAAGAGCAACAAGCGGGUAGGGCUAGACUCCAAGACACCUUCACAGAGAAACCAAGACAUUUCUACAAGUGUGAUCAAGGAGGUAGAGACAAAGAAAGUCAAGAUGCCGCCACCUGUUGCACAUAAACCCAAAACAAAGGCCAUGGAUGUGGAGACCAGUGAUGGAAUGGAGCAGACUGCAGGACAGCCAGCACAGACAGAGAGCAUCAUGGACGCAGCAGAGAAAUCAAACGGUGCAGAGACUGGCGAUGCGGGGGGAGGAGCAACAUGAUCCUUCACAUGGAAGACAGGAUGGAUUUUGAUGCUAAUAUGUAAGAUGAAAAAAAAAAUCACUGAUGCAAAUGGUGUGGGUUGUUUGUUCAAGUGCACACUCUAAACAGUUAAGUAGAUACUACAAUACGUUUCCCCGCCAACAUGGUGUUCUGAGCUUUACUGGUGCGUGACAUUGAAAUAUGCUGCCCUUGACUGUUCCACGUACGUACGUCUGUCCUGCUGAAUCGGCGCUUGUCGGGAUUCUGACGCUGGGACUUCAGGGCCCUCUUCUGUAAAUAAAGCUAAUAUGAGUUCUGUAAUUUACCAAAGACUUUUCCAAACAAUUUUAGGAAAACAAAUCGUAAGUUAUUUUUGCUGUUCAAAGAAGGUCUCCACAGUCCUCUUUCAAAGUCUGAAUCUUUAAAAUAUUAUGACUUGAGUUUAUGCAUCACUCGCGUGUUCUCUUCAACAAUUCACAAGGUUAUCCUUUAAGGCUUACUGUGUUCAUGGCCCAUAAUGUAGUUCAGGGUCAGCUCAUAAUCACUGUCAAAUAAUACUGAAAUUCUUUAUGACAACACAAGUUCUGAUGCGGUUAUGUCUCAAAUAGUGGAAUAAUUGAGCUUUGAAUCUUUCACCCCAAGAUUUUCAGACAUGUAAUAAAUCAGAAGAGGAAAAGAAAAAUAAAGAUUUACGGACGCA
Syngnathoides biaculeatus (alligator pipefish) is the source of this 5451-nucleotide messenger RNA. RefSeq lists its product as uncharacterized. The transcript is spliced from 8 exons. The coding region runs from base 275 to 4771 and encodes 1498 amino acids. Gene Ontology annotation, biological process: cell differentiation. Lineage: Eukaryota; Metazoa; Chordata; Actinopteri; Syngnathiformes; Syngnathidae. The record is from RefSeq and is a predicted model, not a curated record.